UACUUAUUGCGAACUAAACCUAAUACCUAACCUUAACAUCAAGCUAUCCGGCGUGGUUUAACUCAAAAAAAGAAAAAGACAAAGAAAACUUCAUAAUUAUUAAUUCUUUCGUUGUUACAGCAUAUGAAAUAUUACAGGAAAUAAUUUUCCGAAUAUUACAUGUAAUCUGCAGUGUUUGAAUGUGAAAAGCAGAAUAUUUACAAUUUUGUAAUACUUAUUAAUUAUGAAGAAAAAAGCUAGAAAGACAAGGCGUCAGCUUUUGGCCGACAAGGCUGCGGUGCAACAACAAUUGAUCAACAAAGCAAAUGCCUUGACAGAUCCAUUAGAGACUUUAGAAAAAUGCCAUGAAUACAUCACAAAGGAUUGUACAAUAAAAUUAUCUUGCGUCAGAGCCAAGGACGCGCAGCCAGAAUGUCUCUCUUGGGUGUUCGAUAUUAUGGAGAGAAACAUGAAGGACAUGUAUAAACAGUCCUCUUGGGGCUGGGAUGCAGCUGAGAAACAGACUGAAUUAACAGAAGAGACGGCUUGGUACUUGAUAGCAUCGUGUAAUGACAAGUUUUUAGGCUUCUCACAUUUUCGCUUCGACAUUGACAAUGGCGAUGUAGUAUUAUAUUGCUAUGAAUUACAAUUGGAACCUGUGAUUAGACGUAAAGGACUUGGCCGUUUUAUGAUGUCGGCUCUGGAAUCUAUGGCGAAUCAGAAUCGGAUGUUGAAAAUUGUUUUAACAGUUUUCAAACGCAAUCUAUCGGCGAUACAAUUCUUCUAUACACUUGGAUUUAAAUUAGACAACUCAAGUCCGACCUCAGCGUACUUGGAUUAUAUAAUCUUGAGCAAACAAUGUUUUCGUGGAUAAGAAGAAGAUACAAGACUGAGUUUUUCUUUUAUAUUUUCCUUGUCUCCUAAUGAUUUAAGACUGCGUCUUGUGAAACAAAAUCGGCAAUAUUUGAUGUGGGCACAAAUUUACAAUAGGCGAUUUCAGAGACGGACCCACAUUGUGGAACGUAAGAGGCGCUUUACUUAUAGUCCAGUCUUCCAUGUCGUUGAGAAACUUGGUCAAGUCGAUUUCCCCCGAUUCCGAGACGUUGAAGUGUCGCAGAUGGGAGUUGUUGAAGCAAAAGUCCAAGGCCGACUGAUGCAGCACCAUACCAACGCCCUUGCCGGCGCCUUCGGGAAUGGGAAACACACGAAGACUGACGAUGUUUAGGUCUACUGGAAGAUCGUAUCGAAGGGGCGAGAAGUGGGCGUGCAGGUCGAAUGACAGAGAAUUUCGCGGAUGCAGAGCCACAAUUGGAUGCAGCAACUCUUCCGAAGCUAAGUGGCCACUUAGAGACAACAGUCCCGCUGGAUGAUUAACCGAUGGUACAGCAGAGGGACAAGUGCCCUCCUUCCUUUCCAAGGUCAACGUGAACAUGUGAUUUGUCAGCAAAUUGUCCAUUAUGCCCUGCCCCAAUCCUCGAUUAUCAUCCUGGAGUAAUCUUCUGUCUUGCAUGAUCUAUUUAUAAAAAUCAUACACACAGCAUAUAUGUACAUUAAUAAAUUUUUCAUGUGAACACAUCAAAUAAAGCGCAUUUUUUUAAUAGAA
Molecule: messenger RNA, 1582 nt
Organism: Nylanderia fulva
Lineage: Eukaryota; Metazoa; Arthropoda; Insecta; Hymenoptera; Formicidae
Gene: Naa40
Product: N-alpha-acetyltransferase 40
Cellular component (GO): nucleus
Molecular function (GO): histone H2A acetyltransferase activity; histone H4 acetyltransferase activity; protein N-terminal-serine acetyltransferase activity
Source: RefSeq, a predicted model, not a curated record